GCCACAGCUGUCAACUCAGCUGAGCCUGACAGCGGCGGGUGCAGCACAACACUGCUGCUGCUAUCAGUACAGCGGCGGCGAGGCGACCACUGCAACGGCUGUGUUUGUGUCGGCCUAGCGUCCCUGCGUCUUUCUUGCAAAGGAAUCUUAAGAAACAGUGACAUAUUAAAGAUGAGACUUGUGAUUCUCGAGGACAGUGAGCGGGUGGCUGAGUGGUCUGCUCGGUACAUAAUCAAAAGAAUCAAUGACUUCAAGCCUGGACCAGAUAAAUUUUUUGUUCUCGGUUUGCCAACAGGCAGCACACCUCUUGGCACUUACAAAAAGUUGGUGCAAUACCACAAAGCUGGAAAAAUCUCCUUCAAGUAUGUCAAGACAUUCAACAUGGAUGAAUAUGUUGGUAUUCCACGUGACCACAGCCAAAGCUACCAUACUUUCAUGUGGCAAAACUUCUUUAAACAUAUCGACAUUGACCCUGCCAAUGCUCAUGUCCUUGAUGGCAAUGCUGCAAGCCUGGAGCAGGAGUGUCAGCUUUAUGAGGAUAAGAUCAAGAAAGCAGGGGGGAUUGAGCUCUUCAUGGGAGGAAUCGGGCCUGAUGGACAUAUAGCCUUCAACGAGCCAGGGUCCAGCUUGGUGUCUCGCACACGUGUUAAAACCCUGAACCAGGAGACCAUCACAGCCAAUGCUCGCUUCUUUGACAAUGACAUGUCCAAGGUGCCAAAACAGGCCCUCACAGUUGGAGUUGGCACAGUUAUGGAUGCCAGAGAGGUGAUGGUGCUGAUCACAGGGUCACACAAAGCCUAUGCACUCCACAUGGCCAUUGAGGAGGGGGUGAACCACAUGUGGACAGUGUCUGCCUUCCAGCAGCACCCACGAACUAUCAUGCUGUGUGAUGAGGACGCAACACUGGAGCUCAAGGUCAAGACGGUAAAGUACUUCAAGAACCUACAUGAUAUUCAUUCAUGCCUGAUCGAUGAGGAGCUACACUAAGGAUCUAUGGACAGUGCAUCAAAAGAUGAUCGAUGACCACAUGAUGUCCUCCUUUUCCUAAGUACUUCAGGCCUGAGCAAUGAAGUGGUUUGCUAUCCUUAUGCAGACCAUUUAAUGUCUGAAAAUUUUGUUAGGAAGUGUAAUUAUUGUCAGUUUAUGAUUUAUCAAGUAUUUUUGAUAGCAGAGACACUUCCAUACUUAUGUAAUUGGGACAUAUUUUAAGACUUACGCUUUUUGUAAACCAUGUGCAAUAUUCCUUACCAUGAUUUCAGCAUAUUAAAUAAUUGAAUUGGUGGGAGACUAUUUGAGUGCUCACAUUUGAUACUUGCUCUCUUAUUUUUAUUAUAAGCAAAUAUGUUUUGUGUGACUUGCAAAUGAAAUAGCAAUGAUGAUUUUUAUUCAGCUACCAGUCUUUCUGAAGAAUUAAAGUUGGAUUCAUUUACCUCAAUUUUUUGGUAGUUUGCUCACUAUAUGCACAAAAAAUCAUCACACACACACACACACACAUACACACACACACACACACACACACACACACACUUUGAGUUCUAUUAUGUUUUAGCAGAUUAAUAAGAAAUCAAAACUUCUACACAUGAAAGAAGCAUUCCUUGGGGUUUAAGGAUAUUAUCACCGGGCAACUAAUGAAACAAUUGAGAUUCUGAAACUGGAUUGGUUGUUGUGAUACGGAUGUAAGUUAGUAAGCUUAAUCUAUGUUUAAAACAGAAUUUUUACUCUACAUAUAAUGAAAAAAAUAUAAAUGUUUGUUGAUAUAACAGCUUUAUUUUUAUAUAAGCAAUGUUAGUAUGUUUGAGAACUGUUGACACAAGGUUGUGCUGUUCCCAUGAUUAAUUUUACAAAUAUAUAUUGUUGAUCAGGCUUUAAUAA
Messenger RNA from Eriocheir sinensis (Chinese mitten crab), 1872 nucleotides. RefSeq names its product glucosamine-6-phosphate isomerase-like (gene Oscillin). Gene Ontology annotation, cellular component: cytoplasm. The record is from RefSeq and is a predicted model, not a curated record. Gene Ontology annotation, molecular function: glucosamine-6-phosphate deaminase activity; identical protein binding. Gene Ontology annotation, biological process: carbohydrate metabolic process; D-glucosamine catabolic process; N-acetylneuraminate catabolic process. Lineage: Eukaryota; Metazoa; Arthropoda; Malacostraca; Decapoda; Varunidae. Bases 172 to 987 code for a protein of 271 amino acids. The transcript has 8 exons.